Molecule: messenger RNA, 1687 nt
Organism: Pogona vitticeps (central bearded dragon)
Lineage: Eukaryota; Metazoa; Chordata; Lepidosauria; Squamata; Agamidae
Gene: EIF4A1
Product: eukaryotic translation initiation factor 4A1
Molecular function (GO): RNA helicase activity; ATP binding; nucleic acid binding
Source: RefSeq, a predicted model, not a curated record
AGGCAGGAGGCGGGCGGGGCUAGGAUCUUUCUCCACAGAAUGUCUGCGAGUCAAGAGAGCCGAUCUAGAGACAAUGGCCCUGAAGGAAUGGACCCCGAUGGUGUCAUUGAGAGCAACUGGAAUGAAAUCGUUGACAGCUUUGAUGACAUGAACUUGUCAGAGUCACUUCUGCGAGGAAUCUAUGCUUAUGGUUUUGAGAAACCCUCUGCCAUCCAGCAGCGAGCCAUUCUCCCUUGUAUCAAGGGUUACGAUGUGAUCGCCCAAGCCCAGUCUGGAACUGGGAAAACGGCCACUUUUGCCAUCUCUAUCCUUCAGCAAAUUGAGCUCGAUCUGAAGGCCACCCAGGCCCUGGUGCUGGCCCCUACGAGAGAGCUGGCUCAGCAGAUCCAGAAAGUGGUGAUGGCUCUGGGUGACUAUAUGGGCGCAUCCUGCCAUGCCUGCAUAGGGGGAACGAAUGUCCGGGCUGAGGUCCAGAAACUCCAGAUGGAAGCCCCCCAUAUCAUUGUCGGGACUCCUGGUCGAGUGUUUGACAUGCUGAACCGGAGAUACCUCUCUCCCAAGUUCAUCAAGAUGUUUGUGCUGGAUGAAGCUGAUGAGAUGUUGAGCCGAGGGUUCAAGGACCAGAUCUAUGACAUAUUCCAGAAGCUGAGCGGGAACACGCAGGUGGUGCUCUUGUCGGCCACGAUGCCCAUGGAUGUCCUGGAGGUGACUAAGAAGUUCAUGAGAGACCCGAUCCGUAUCCUAGUGAAGAAGGAAGAGCUGACCCUGGAGGGCAUCCGGCAAUUCUACAUAAACGUGGAGAGGGAGGAGUGGAAACUGGACACCUUGUGUGACCUUUACGAGACCCUCACCAUCACCCAAGCUGUCAUCUUUAUUAACACCCGGAGGAAGGUGGACUGGCUUACCGAAAAGAUGCAUGCCCGGGACUUCACUGUUUCGGCCAUGCAUGGAGACAUGGACCAGAAGGAGCGCGAUGUGAUCAUGAGGGAAUUCCGAUCCGGCUCUAGCCGCGUCCUCAUCACCACAGACUUGCUGGCUCGUGGCAUCGAUGUGCAGCAGGUGUCCUUGGUCAUCAACUAUGACCUGCCCACUAACCGUGAGAACUACAUCCACAGGAUCGGUCGAGGUGGCCGUUUUGGAAGGAAAGGAGUCGCGAUCAACAUGGUGACGGAAGAGGACAAGCGCACACUGCGUGACAUUGAGACAUUCUACAACACCUCCAUCGAGGAGAUGCCGCUCAACGUGGCGGACCUCAUCUGAGUGUCUCCCGUUGGGGCCCAGUAGUGCCUGCAACAUCCAGCCCCCCCGAGGCACAAAAUCCCACCCACCUCCAUACCUGCCCUUUUCUAUUUUUUUUUUUUUUGAGUUUUCUUGCCUUUUGAAUAAAUGUCACUUUUUUGGAGGCAAAAUGAAAAUCUUCAGUGUUUACUGGUGCUUUUCUCUGUCUCAAUCUCUGCCCCUUCUACUUGUGUGACUUCAUUUUGUAAUUCAGUUGUCCAAAACGGCGCACCCCCCACCGGCCCCAGAUUGAGAGAGACCUCCCCCCCAGGUAUCAUUGGAAGUGAGGAGGGACGUGGACGGCAGAAGCUGAGAAUCCUUGGCUUCUCCCUGUCACUCCGUCCCCUCGUGUCCCCUCAAUGAUUUUGUAGUCUUUCAAAUUGAUCUUUCAUCAGAAUUGUGGUGCUAA